GGCCCGCUCAGCUGCUGAGUGUGCAAGGCUGCUGGGCAAAUGGAGUGGCUCGGGUCCAGGGGGCCCAGCCCUAUAAAAACACAGGCGAGGGUCUCUCCCCCGACAUUGAUUAUACUGGAUCUGUCCCACCUCAGUACCGUCUAGAGUAACCCCCGAGGGAGAAGCAGCAGCCAUGAACACUCAACAGAUGGAGCAGAUGGGCCAGUUUAAGAUCACAGUCUGGGAGGAAGAGAACUUCCAGGGAAAGCGCUGUGAGUUCAUGCUGGAGUGCCAGAACAUCAUGGAGAGGGGCUUCAACAAGAUCCGCUCCAUCAAGGUGGAGAAUGGACCCUGGGUGGGUUAUGAGUACCCAGAGUUCCAGGGACAGCAGUUCAUCCUGGAGAAGGGAGACUAUCCUCGCUAUGAGGCCUGGAGCGGAAAUAGCAGCUACAGAACCGAGCACCUGCUUUCCUUCAGACCCAUCAAGUGUGCUAACCACAGUGACAGCAAGGUGACCAUGUAUGAGUGUGAGGACUUCCAGGGCCGUAAGUUUGAGCUGUGCGAUGACUACCCAUCCCUACAGGCCAUGGGCUGGUGCAGCAAGGAGGUGCCCUCUAUCAAAGUCAACUCAGGAGCCUGGGUUGCCUACCAGUUCCCUGGUUACCGUGGCUACCAGUACAUCCUGGAGAGAGACAGACACCAAGGCGAAUACAGAAACUACAAUGAGUACAGCACCCAGGCUCACACCAACCAGGUGCAGUCCAUUCGUAGGAUCCAGCACUAAGCCUCCACACUGCCGGCCUGACCCCACCUGAAAAAGAAAGAAAAAACCCCUCCCCAUAAUCGCUCUCUCGACUUGAACCCUGGACAGAUCGUUGUCACAGAACAGUAGAUGGACAAACUCUUUCUAUCACUCUGUGGCUCUGCAUGUAUGGAUAUCUAAGUACCUACUUCUACUAUCAUGCUGAAGCAUGUUCUUGAAAUAGGAAAUAAAGGCUUUUCUUCAAAACUAGA
Molecule: messenger RNA, 993 nt
Organism: Oreochromis niloticus (Nile tilapia)
Lineage: Eukaryota; Metazoa; Chordata; Actinopteri; Cichliformes; Cichlidae
Gene: cryba2b
Product: crystallin, beta A2b
Exons: 5
Coding region: 173-763 (196 amino acids)
Biological process (GO): lens development in camera-type eye; visual perception
Molecular function (GO): structural constituent of eye lens
Source: RefSeq, a predicted model, not a curated record